Lagopus leucura (white-tailed ptarmigan) is the source of this 1562-nucleotide messenger RNA. RefSeq names its product SH3 and multiple ankyrin repeat domains protein 3-like. The annotation marks the transcript as partial. The record is from RefSeq and is a predicted model, not a curated record. The transcript is spliced from 10 exons. Lineage: Eukaryota; Metazoa; Chordata; Aves; Galliformes; Phasianidae. Gene Ontology annotation, molecular function: synaptic receptor adaptor activity; ionotropic glutamate receptor binding. Gene Ontology annotation, cellular component: postsynaptic membrane; dendritic spine; postsynaptic density.
AUGCCUCUGAGCCCCGCCGGCAGCAAACAUGAGAGCCCGGAGUCGCCGCCACCAGAGCCGCCGCCGCCACCGGAGCGACAGCCCCGCGCCUCCGCCGGGGAGCCGGGCUCCGGCCUGCGGGAGGAGACGCGCCUGGACCCGAUCCGCGGCCCCGCCGGGCCCCGCUCCCCCAAGCUGGCGGCCCCGGCGCGCAUGGAGGAGCCCGCGCCCGGCGCCAUCGUCGUCCGCAUCGGCAUCCCCGACCUCCAGCAGACGAAGUGUCUGCGGUUGAAUCCGGACGUUCCCGUGUGGGCCUCCAAGCAGCGCAUUCUGUGCACCCUCAACCACAGCCUGAAGGAUGUGCUCAACUACGGGCUCUUCCAGCCGGCCUUCAAUGGCAGAGCAGGGAAGUUCCUGGACGAGGAGCGCCUGCUGCGGGAGUACCCCCUGAAUCCCGACACUCCCGUCCCCUACCUGGAGUUCCGGUACAAGCGGCGUGUGUACACCCAGGCUUUACUGGAUGACAAGCAGUUUGCCAAGCUCCAUACCAAGGCAAACCUGAAGAAGUUCAUGGAAUACGUGCAAAUGCUGAACGCGGAGAAAGUCUGCAGGCUGCUGGAGAAAGGACUGGAUCCCAACUUCCACGACCCGGAUACUGGAGAGUGUCCCCUGACGGCGGCGGCUCAGCUGGAGCUCAGCACUGAGAUGAUCAAAGCCCUGCGGAACGGGGGAGCGCAUCUGGACUUCCGCACACGGGAGGGAAUGACGGCGCUUCACAAAGCCGUGCGGUGCCGCAACCACGCGGCGCUGCUGACACUGCUGGAUCUGGGGGCCUCCCCAGACUACAAGGACAGCCGGGGGCUGACACCACUGUACCACAGUGCCAUGGUGGGUGGGGAUCCCUACUGCUGUGAGCUGCUGCUGCACGACUACGCUCGGCUGGGCUGCGUGGAUGAGAAUGGCUGGCAGGAGAUCCACCAGGCUUGUCGCUAUGGCCACGUUCAGCACCUGGAGCAUCUUCUCUUCUACGGCGCCGACAUGACUGCGCAGAACGCCUCAGGAAACACCGCUCUUCACAUCUGUGCUCUCUAUAACCAGGAGAGCUGUGCUCGGGUUCUCCUCUUCCGUGGUGCAAGCAAAGAGAUCCGCAACUACAACAGCCAGACAGCCUUCCAGGUGGCCAUAAUUGCAGGAAAUUUUGAGUUGGCUGAAAUCAUCAAAACCCACAAAGAGUCCGAUGUUGUGCCUUUCAGAGAAACCCCCAGCUACACGAAGCGGAGACGGAUCCUCGGUGCCGGCAGCCUCUCCUCCCCUCGAAUUCUGCAACGCUCGGCCAGCGACAACAACCUGAAGGCAGAGAGCCGGGCGUCUUACUCUCCGGUGCCCUCCCUGCGCAGCCUCCCCCCCCAGCUGCUGGCCCAGAUGCAGGAGGCUGCGGUGGGGGUCGGUGGUGGGGAUGGCAGCCUGGCCAGCUCCAGCAGCGCCCGCAGCGCCCACAGCCGCUCGCCGUCCCUGCAACGUGUGCAGGAGGAGAAGGAGGUCGACCUGCCCACACUCCGGAGGAGCAGCCGCGGCAAGGCCAG